Cannabis sativa is the source of this 1014-nucleotide messenger RNA. RefSeq lists its product as uncharacterized. The transcript is spliced from 4 exons. The coding region runs from base 1 to 1014 and encodes 337 amino acids. Lineage: Eukaryota; Viridiplantae; Streptophyta; Magnoliopsida; Rosales; Cannabaceae. The record is from RefSeq and is a predicted model, not a curated record.
AUGGCCAAUCUAUAUCAGUUUUGGGCGAGCCUUGUACCUGAUGCAACUAAUCCCAAUAUCAUUUUAACUCACCCGACUCUUUCUAGUGCUACUGUGGCAAACUUAAUGGGUAUGGAUAGUUCUAGUUGGGACGAGGAGAUUAUUAUGGAUCUAUAUGAGGAAAGAGACCGACGGUUGAUUAAAAGUAUCCCUUUGCAAGCUUCAACAGCCUCGAAUCAACUGUUUUGGAUAAAGGAGGUGUUAGCUUUGGAGCCUGAAGGUGCCACCGAAUUAGCUAACUUGCUAUGGCGUGCUUACUCCGAGUGCCUCCUCACGUUGUUACAGCUUCGUGUUAAGAGAGUGGUGGUUUGUACCUUGUGCUCGUUAUGCCGUGAAUCAGAGGAAACAACCCUGCAUUUCUUGGUCACCUUAAGUUUAGAGAAGAAAGGUAUUGUCAUUGCUGUUUACUGGGCUAUAUGGGGAGCCCAAAAUUAUCUCUUUUGGAAAAAUAAUGAAUUUAACCCAGGUGACGCUGUUGUGUUUGCUAAUUUUUAUCUUGAUCAAUGGAAGAAUGCUACAAAAUCUAACAUGGAUGCAUCAUGGUCUAAAUAUCAGACAGGUGAUGGGAGAGAGCAUUGGACACCACCAAAUGUCAAUAGUAUUAAGAUUAACAUGGAUGCAACAUUGUUCAAGGGCAGUCGUAGUUAUGGCAUUGGUCUUGUGGCUAGAGAUUAUAAUGUAAUGCUUAUUGAGGGUAGAAAUUCCUUUUCCCAUAGCAUGGUUGAACCAUCUCUUGCUGAAGCUAUAGGCAUGAAAGAGGCUCUCAGCUGGAUCAAAAAAAGGCAAUGGCAGAAUGACUGUAAAUCUUUGUUUAAUACUAUUGGUACUGUGUCUUUCUCUUUUGUUAAACAAUCUGUUAAUGUAGUGGCCCAUAACUUUGCUAAGGCUGCUAUUUUAUUUCCUAAUCGUCAUUUUAGUUUGGAGGAUGUUCCAACUGAUUUGCUACCUUGUUUGGUGGUUGAUGUAAUUAGUUAA